Molecule: messenger RNA, 1669 nt
Organism: Anoplopoma fimbria (sablefish)
Lineage: Eukaryota; Metazoa; Chordata; Actinopteri; Perciformes; Anoplopomatidae
Gene: tspan6
Product: tetraspanin 7
Exons: 8
Coding region: 174-938 (254 amino acids)
Cellular component (GO): membrane
Source: RefSeq, a predicted model, not a curated record
CUGGCUCUUUUGUGGCUGUUUUUUCCUUCAGGAAAGUGAAUCUGCGUCGGUGACGACACUUCCCCCCUCUCUCCCUCCCAAGGAUUUAUCCCUGAAGUUUUCUCCCCUUCAGGGCGGUGUGAAGUCAACUUUUUCUCUCUUUUGUUUUCCAGAUUUAAAGUAAAAUCACAACCAUGUCGCCGCCGUCUCGACGGCUUCAGACGAAGCCGGUGAUAACCUGCCUGAAGACUUUCCUCAUCUCCUACAGCCUCAUAUUCUGGUUCACAGGAGUGAUCCUGCUGGCCGUCGGUGUGUGGGGGAAGGUGAGCCUGGAGGCCUACUUCUCUCUGGCCUCAGAGGAGAGCACCAAUGCACCAUAUGUCCUCAUCGGGACCGGAGCCAUCAUCGUUAUUUUCGGACUGUUCGGAUGCUUCGCUACAUGCCGCGGCAGUCCAUGGAUGCUCAAACUGUACGCCAUGUUUCUGACCUUGGUGUUCCUGGCUGAGCUGGUGGCCGGUGUCUCAGGCUUUAUCUUCAGACAUGAGAUCAAGGCAAAGUUAGGCUUUGCCUAUAAAAACGCUGUGAAGACCUACAAUAGCACAGACAGCAGCAGCAGGAGCAGCACUGCAGUGGAUGCCAUCCAGAUAACUCUGCAUUGCUGCGGGGUGAACAAUUACACUGACUGGAACACCACAGAUUACUUUAAAGAGAAAGGUAUCCCUGCCAGCUGCUGUAAAGAAACCACCAACUGCUCAUCAGAGAUCCUGAAAGACAUGAACAAGGCCGGGAAAGAGGUGUACACAGUGGGCUGCUUCGCACGGGUGACCCAUGUGAUGGAGUCCAACCUGGGAAUCAUCGCUGGGAUCUCUUUUGGGAUUGCAUUCUUCCAGCUCAUUGGGAUAUUCCUGUCCUGCUGCUUGUCUCGAUACAUAACCAACAACCAGUAUGAGAUGGUCUAACAGUGACCUUCCACAGGUCUCUGAUGGGCAGCUCCUGAUGCAAAUUGAGUUGAAAGAAUCUCCUGUGAUUUUAAUUUUGUGUGCGUGUUAGUUGAUAUUAUUUUAGAAAGGGAAAAACACUCACUGCUUCUUCUUUUAUUCACCAAUGACAAAUGAGCAGAAGGGGAAAAAAUGUAAAAGGAAAACCCAAAACUGGACGUUAUCUGCAGCGUAGUCUGACCAGAAAUUUAAUGGGACCUCGACAUUCCAGAGAUCAUUUGUCACUCGUGAGAUUUAAUUAGGGAUUUCUAUUAAGCGUAGAUGUUACUAUAUUUCAGUUAAAUGACCAAUUGUCAACAUUUCCUUUUCUUGUGCCUUUGUAUAAUGCAGCUGCCUAAUUUUGUAAUUCUGCUUUGGAAAAAAAAGUAUAGACAAUUUGUAUAGACAAAUGUAAAAGUUCUCUGUAACACUAAGUGAAUUUCUGUGUGUGUGAAACCAAAAUAAGCCUGAGAGAUGGACGAAGAGGUCGCCAACCUGAAAUCAAGUUUGUGUGAUUCACAGAAAGGACUUGGAAACGUGCCUUACUGAUUACGUAGGCCAGUAUUGUUGAAAACCAGCAUUCAUGUGUGCCAGUUACAUUCGCCAGACAACUUCUUAUCACAGUCUUCAGUGUUAAAUUGUUAUUCUUCUUAUUCUUGUGGAUGCAUGUGAAAUACUUGACAAAAAAUAAAGGUUAAAUUUAGUAUCUUCAA